Molecule: messenger RNA, 1466 nt
Organism: Equus quagga
Lineage: Eukaryota; Metazoa; Chordata; Mammalia; Perissodactyla; Equidae
Gene: CLEC11A
Product: C-type lectin domain containing 11A
Exons: 4
Coding region: 255-1229 (324 amino acids)
Source: RefSeq, a predicted model, not a curated record
UCGGAACGUUGGAGGUUUCCGGCCACAAAGGCAGGGCCUCGGGGGAGCCAAGAGAGGCGGAGAGAGACACACAGAGGAGUAGAGACCAACAGACAGAGACAGGAGUUGGGAGAGACUAGAAAGAAGCUGGGGGAGGCAGCACCAGGGGGCUGGUGAUCUGCACACAGGGUUGGGGGGCACACACCAGUCCCCAGAGACACCUCCCUCCCCAGAGACAGCCUGUCUGCCCCCUCGGGUGCUGGGAGCCCAGCUUGAUGCAAGCAGCUUGGCUCCUCGGGGCCCUGGUGGUCCCCCAGCUCCUGGGCUGCAGCCAUGGCGCUCAGGAAGCCGACAGGGAGUGGGAGGGGGGCUGGGGAGGCGCCCAGGAGGAGGAGCGGGAGAGGGAGGCCCUGAUGCUGAAGCAUUUACAGGAGGCCCUGGGGCUGCCGGCUGGUGGGGGGGACGAAAAUCCUGAGGGAACCUCUGAAGGCAAAGGGGCCUUGGGGGCCGAGGAAGAUGGUCUGGAGGAGGCAGAGGAGGAGGAAGCAACGCCAACCCUCUCCUCCAGUCCCAGCCCCUCUCCCACCCCUGAGGACACCGUCACUUACAUCCUGGGCCGCCUGGCCGGCCUGGACGCGGGCCUGCACCAGCUGCACGUCCGUCUGCACGCGCUGGACACCCGCGUGGUCGAGCUGACCCGGGGGCUGCGGCAGCUGCGGGAGGCGGCGGGCGACACCCGCGACGCGGUGCAAGCCCUGCAGGAGGCGCAGAGCCGCACUGAGCGCGAGCACGGCCGCUUGGAGGGCUGCCUGAAGGGCGUGCGCCUGGGCCACAAGUGCUUCCUGCUCUCGCGCGACUUCGAGGCGCAGGCGGCGGCGCAGGCGCGCUGCGCGGCGCGGGGCGGGAGCCUGGCGCAGCCGGCGGACCGGCCGCAGAUGGAGGCGCUGAGCCGGUACCUGCGCGGCGCGCUCGCGCCCUACAACUGGCCCGUGUGGCUGGGCGUGCACGACCGGCGCGCCGAGGGCCUCUACCUCUUCGAGAACGGCCAGCGCGUGUCCUUCUUCGCCUGGCACCGCGCGCCCCGCCCCGAGCCCGGCGCCGCGCCCAGCGCCGCGCCGCAUCCGCUCAGCCCCAACCAGCCGAACGGCGGCGCGCUCGAGAACUGCGUGGCGCAGGCCUCGGACGACGGCUCCUGGUGGGACCACGACUGCGAGCGGCGCCUCUACUACGUCUGCGAGUUCCCCUUCUAGCGGGGCCGGUCCCCGCCUCUCCUCGCCGUCCCGCCCCCUGCCCUCCGCGCGGGCCGUGCGCCCUGCCAGGACGCCCCUCCCUCCCUGCCCGUGGAUGGAAGGGAGGCCCCCCUGGCUGGGCGAUCCCAGGGGUGGGGGGCCUCCUGCGGGCCCGGGACCCCUUCCUUGCCUGUGUCUUUUCUAGAAGCGGCGGGCACCAGGCUAGAUCCGCUGCCAAUAAAGCCUUGUGGAAUCUGA